Messenger RNA from Ipomoea triloba (trilobed morning glory), 1090 nucleotides. RefSeq lists its product as uncharacterized. Gene Ontology annotation, biological process: protein folding. The record is from RefSeq and is a predicted model, not a curated record. The transcript is spliced from 6 exons. NCBI's taxonomy places the organism in Eukaryota, Viridiplantae, Streptophyta, Magnoliopsida, Solanales, Convolvulaceae. Bases 9 to 674 code for a protein of 221 amino acids. Gene Ontology annotation, molecular function: alpha-tubulin binding.
GGAAUGACAUGAUUGUAUUGGGAUUGUUGGAGAAACUCAAAGUGCUCAAGUUGGAUGACAAUGCAUUCUCAGGAGAACAUUGGGAUCUAAGCAGUGAUGUUAUUUUCAAAGGGCUUCAGUAUUUGCGCAUUGGUAAGAUGAACCUCAAAACAUGGACAGCUGUGGACUCAAAGAAAAGCUUUCCAGUUCUUGAAAGCCUGGUUAUCAGGAAUUGUAUUUUCCUACAAAAUAUUCCACAGGAUUUUGCUAACAUGGACAGCCUUAAAGUGAUGGAACUGUUUGAGGUGAAGGUGUCUGAUUUUGCAAGAGAGAUUUGUGAGAAAAGGCAUGGCAAAACAAAUGUCAAAAUCAAUGGAUUCAACCUCUUCAUCACUCCUCUUCCGUCACAAGCAACAGUACAUAACCAAGCAUAUGGGAAUGAACAUGUCAACACGAGAGGAUUCCACCACUCCAGCACCUCUAUUCAGUCACAAGAAAUUGUAAAUAACCAAGCUACCCAAGCAUAUGGGGAUGAAAAUGUCAACACCAGUAGAUUCGACCAACCCAGCACCUCUACUUCAUCACAAGAAAUUGUACAUAAGCAAUCAAACAGGGAGGAAAAUGUCAACACCAGUGGAUUCGACCACCCCAGCACCUCUACUCCGUCACAAGAAAUAGUUUGUGAUGAUGAUUAAUUGUUCAAUUCGGUCAGCUAUGUCAAUUGCUUUCUUGAAAUAAAAGAAUUAGAGUUGAUGCGUUUGUUUCUCUUGAUGUAAAGAAUGUGUGGAUCAGAAUUGAGAGUGGAUUGAGCUUGAUUGCCUCAGACAUGUGGUUCGAUGAAUUCCCAAUCAUGAGUGGCGUGCAAUCAUGUUGAAAGCCAAUUUAAGCUAAGUGUGUGUUAGUGAUUUCAUAUUGUUGAAUUGGGAGAUUAUUUUUGAAUUUCCAGUUUGUGAUUACUUUCGCAUGACUUUCAUAUGGUAUUUUGGUAUCGUAGUCAAUUAAGGAGUGAAGGUUAUUUAUCGUUUUUCUUCGAUGUACUGCAUACUUGUCUUGGGCUCUUGGCAGUAUGAAUUUGCUUGUGACUGAAAUAAAUUACACACUUUAGACGUUC